AUGGCGAAGAUAUCUCAAACGUCGCCGGCGAUUCCUCAUCUCAGCCUUGGUCGUGCAGACGUUCUCGGUAGGACGAUGGAGCCUUCACAGGAGCCACCGAAGUUGUUCCAUUCCCUGCAUCACCUGAAGAAGUGCUCGGUGCUCAGCUUGGCGGCGGACGCCAGUUACAUCUAUAGCGGAAGCCAGAGCGAUGACAUUGCAGUCUGGGACAAACAAACGUUCACCUUGAAGACUACCCUCCGCGGCCAUACCGGCAGUGUCCUCGCUCUCGAGUAUGCGCCAGAGCUGCAAUUGUUGUUCAGCGCUUCAGGCGAUGGCACGAUUAGAGCAUGGUCGGCGGACACGCUUAUGCCCCUCUUCGUCAUUAAUCCCCAUCUUGAUUCCGGGGAUCUAUUCUGCCUGGCAUGGCACCCCGGAACGAGCACUCUCUAUUUUGGUUGCCAAAACACGUCUAUACAGUGGUUCAACUUUGACGGCUUCGCAUCGUUGGAAACGCAGACGGACGUGAACGGCCACGGCUCGUCGCGUGCACGCGCUGCAACCCCGAUGACGAGUCCAUCGAUUUCUUCAGUCCGCUCGGAUUCUAUUGACAGACUAAUGCUGGAGACCGCGGUCAGCAAUGGCACCAACACGCCCCGCAAGGUGCACAAAUUCUUUGAUUCAUAUCCUCAGUACGAGCGUCGUACGCCCGAUCUCAAUGCACGUAAUCCCAACCUCGGAAACCCGGGUCUCGCUACACCCCCGCCAUCAUCUCCGCCUGGAUUCGCCACGCCUCCACAUCUCCAACAGAGCGCGUCCGGGUUAGGGGAUGCGUGUGUUGUUCCACCGCCACCGCAACCGCCAACAAGGACCCUGCAAGUACCAGCAGAGAAUACGAUCUGGUCUGCGCAUUACGGAUACGUGUAUUGCAUGGCUACUGUGCCCGGUAUACGUGAAGGAGCGGAUAAUGUCCCUCGACUCAACCCGGAUUCCGCGCUACUUCUCUCUGGGAGCGGAGACUCGACCGUCAAGGUUUGGUCGCUAUCCACAAAGCUUCCGACACUCCAGCACACGUUCGAUUGCGGUUAUGGUGCUGUGCUUUCGAUGGUUGUGCGCGGGGAUACUAUCUACGCAGGCUGCCAAAAUGGCUACGUCAAGAUCUUGGACCUUGAGACCAAGACCCUCGUCAGAAGCUUGAUCAUCACGGAGAAUGUGGACAUCUUGUCAUUGUCCUUGCUGCACUCGGAUCUGUACACAUGCUCCGCGAAUGGUGAAAUCCAGCGCUGGUCUGCGUCGUUCAACCAGACAUCGCACUGGAAGUCCCACGCUGGCAUCGUCCUGUCUUCCAUCGUCACCCGCUCGUCAGACCUACGAGCGGACGGAACGAUCACUUCUGAGCUCAACGGAGAUGCAGGAAAGCCCUGUGACCGAUUCGUCUUGGUGACAGGCGGAAACGAUGACCAGAUCAAGAUAUGGGAGGUCAACCCACCGAAGCCUGCACCUCAUACCAUUGCUAAUUGCGAGGACUUGGACGCAGUUGAUUUGGAUCUGUCUAAUGACACGAUGGUCUACACACUGUCGAAGUUUGUCUCCAUUCCAAGCGUCAGCGACAGUGCCCGGUACAGAGAAGACUGCAGACAGGCCGCGAUAUGGCUCAGAAAAUGUCUCGGGCAACUGGGCGCACAAUCAUACUUGUUACCCACAGGCGAAGAUACGAACCCACUGGUGCUUGCGACCUUCCACGGAACACAAACCGAGUACAAGAAGCCAAGGAUUCUAUUCUAUGGUCACUACGAUGUCAUCUCUGCGCGAGGCAGCAAUUGGGAAUCCGACCCAUUCACGCUCUCUGCUCGUAACGGUUAUUUGUACGGACGCGGCGUCACUGAUAAUAAGGGACCUAUUAUGGCCGUCGCGUGCGCAGCAGCUGAUCUACUGAAGCGACGUGCCCUGAAGAUGGAUGUUGUGAUGCUACUCGAAGGUGAGGAGGAAGCAGGAAGCCGUGGGUUCAUGGAGACUGUACGGAAGAAGAAGGAUAUGAUUGGGCCUAUCGACGCCAUUCUGAUCAGUAACUCGACAUGGAUAGCGGAGGACACCCCUUGUAUCACCUAUGGUCUCCGUGGUGUUAUUCAUUCUGUUGUCAAGGUCUCGAACAACGGGCCUGACCUGCACUCUGGUGUUGAUGGCGGUGCCGUCGCAGAACCUAUGGUGGAUAUGUGCGCUGCAUCCUGUUAUUUUGUAUUCGCUUUCUUCAGCUAA
Molecule: messenger RNA, 2235 nt
Organism: Phanerochaete carnosa HHB-10118-sp
Lineage: Eukaryota; Fungi; Basidiomycota; Agaricomycetes; Polyporales; Phanerochaetaceae
Exons: 15
Coding region: 1-2235 (744 amino acids)
Biological process (GO): glutathione catabolic process; proteolysis
Molecular function (GO): peptidase activity; protein binding
Source: RefSeq, a predicted model, not a curated record